Molecule: messenger RNA, 702 nt
Organism: Vanrija pseudolonga
Lineage: Eukaryota; Fungi; Basidiomycota; Tremellomycetes; Trichosporonales; Trichosporonaceae
Product: Glyoxalase 3
Exons: 1
Coding region: 1-702 (233 amino acids)
Cellular component (GO): cytoplasm
Molecular function (GO): glyoxalase III activity
Source: RefSeq, a predicted model, not a curated record
AUGUCCACCAAGCACAUUGUCCACGUCGUGUCCAACGUGUCGCACUACGGCGCCCCGAACGAGGGCACCCCGACUGGCCUGUGGCUCGGCGAGCUCUCCGAGGCGUACCACGAGUUCGCCGCCAAGGGCUACAAGCAGACGCUCGUCUCGCCCGCCGGUGGCAAGGUGCCCAUUGAGCCCAACUCGCUCGGUCCCAUGGGCCUUGAGGCGACCUCCAAGGCAUGGCUCGAGGACCCGAUCAAGAUGGCGCUCCUCGAGAACACCAAGGCGCCUGCCGACAUCAACGCUGCCGACGUCGACGCCAUCUACUUCACCGGCGGCCACGCGGUCAUGUACGACUUUACCGACUCGGAGCCGGUGCACAAGCUCACGGCCGACAUCUGGGCGCGCGGCGGCGUCGUCUCGUCCGUGUGCCACGGCUACUGCGGCCUCCUGAAGGCCAAGCUCGCCGACGGGUCCCUCCUCAUCGCAGGCAAGAAGAUCACCGGCUUCUCGUGGGAGGAGGAGAUCCUCGCCGGCGUCGAGAAGAAGGUGCCCUACGAUGCCGAGGCGCUCGCCAAGAAGAACGGCGCGCAGUACGAGAAGGCCGCCGCCUUCACCUCGCAUGCCGUCGUCGACGGCAAGCUCGUCACCGGCCAGAACCCCCAGUCGGCCACGGCAACGGCCCAGAAGGUCAUCGAGGUCCUCGAGGGAUCGGCUUGA